This is a messenger RNA of Laccaria bicolor S238N-H82, 2211 nucleotides long. RefSeq names its product DNA replication licensing factor MCM7. Gene Ontology annotation, biological process: double-strand break repair via break-induced replication; DNA replication; DNA replication initiation. Gene Ontology annotation, cellular component: nucleus; MCM complex. The record is from RefSeq and is a predicted model, not a curated record. Lineage: Eukaryota; Fungi; Basidiomycota; Agaricomycetes; Agaricales; Hydnangiaceae. The transcript has 8 exons. Bases 34 to 2097 code for a protein of 687 amino acids. Gene Ontology annotation, molecular function: single-stranded DNA helicase activity; ATP hydrolysis activity; single-stranded DNA binding.
CUAAAGCAAAGAAUCGCAAACCGCGACCAGCAAAUGAUUAUGAUUGACUUGGAAGAUAUUCAUGCACACGACGCAGAACUCGUCACCCGUAUCCGCAAUAAUGCACGUCGAUAUGUUGGCCUUUUCAGCGAGGUCGUAGACAAGCUGAUGCCCCAACCGACCAAGGACAUCAGUGAACACGACGAAGUCAUCGACGUCAUUCUACAUCAACGGCGCGAACGUAACGAGCAGACCGAGGGUAUCCAGGAUGGUUUCCCAGAUCAUCUUCUCCGACGAUACAAUCUUUACUUCAAACCUCUCAAAAGCGACGUUGCCAUCGCUGUUCGUGACGUCAAGGGCUCUUAUCUUGGCCACCUAAUCACUGUUCGCGGGAUUGUAACUCGAGUUUCGGAAGUCAAGCCACUCCUGCAAGUCAACGCCUAUACUUGUGAUGUCUGUGGCUCUGAAACUUUCCAAGAUAUCUCAAACAAAUCUUUCAUGCCGAUUUCUGAUUGCCAAAAUGAGAGUGAAUGUAAGACAAAUGGGAUCCAUAACUCUUUACACAUGCAAACUCGGGCCUGUCGCUUCAGCCCCUUUCAAGAAGUGAAGAUUCAGGAGAUGGCCGACCAAGUGCCCGUUGGACACAUCCCUCGAUCAAUGACUGUUCACGUAAAUGGGACCCUUACUCGGACGAUGAAUCCCGGCGACGUCGUCCACCUUGGCGGAGUCUUCCUCCCCACCCCUUACACUGGCUUCCAGGCGAUUCGCGCGGGCCUUCUCACCGACACUUAUCUCGAAGCGCACUACAUUCAUCAACUGAAGAAGCAAUACAGCGAAAUGGAAAUAACGCCCGAAAUUUUACGUGCUACUAACGAACUUAGAAAUGACCCGGCUUUGUACAUCACUCUGGCCCAAAGUAUAGCUCCAGAAAUUUACGGCCACGAAGACGUGAAGAAGGCUUUAUUACUCUUACUUGUCGGCGGGGUGACCAAGGUUACUGGGGAUGGCAUGAAGAUUAGAGGCGACAUCAACAUGUGCUUGAUGGGUGAUCCAGGGGUCGCGAAAUCGCAACUGCUGAAAUAUAUAUCCAAAAUCGCUCCUCGAGGUGUUUAUACCACCGGAAAGGGAUCGUCAGGAGUCGGUCUUACCGCUGCCGUUAUGCGGGAUCCCGUCACGGACGAGAUGGUGCUAGAGGGUGGAGCAUUGGUCCUUGCCGAUAACGGAAUUUGCUGCAUUGAUGAAUUCGACAAGAUGGAGGAAGCAGACAGGACCUCAAUUCACGAAGUAAUGGAGCAACAAACAAUCUCUAUCUCAAAAGCAGGCAUAUCAACAACACUCAACGCAAGGACAUCAAUACUUGCCGCCGCCAAUCCUCUUUAUGGACGGUACAAUCCCAAAGUCUCCCCGGUUGAGAACAUCAAUCUUCCCGCGGCGCUGCUGUCAAGAUUUGACCUCCUUUUCCUCAUUCUUGACAAACCUUCACGGGAUGACGACGAACGUCUUGCGCAACACGUUACCUACGUGCACAUGCAUAACCGACAUCCUGCGCUUGAUAAUGACGUCGUUGACCCAAACGUCAUGAGACACUAUAUCGCUCUUGCGAGGCAAAAACGCCCUACCGUCCCACCUCACGUUUCAGCUUACGUCGUUGACUCAUAUGUUCGACUCCGCAAGCAAUCUAAAGACGAAGAACAACAAGCUAAAUCUCACACUUAUACCUCUGCACGAACGUUGCUCGGCGUUCUGCGCCUAGCGCAAGCCCUAGCCCGUCUCCGCUUGGCUGACACCGUUGAACGUCCUGACGUAGACGAGGCGCUGCGUCUUAUGGAAUGCAGCAAAGCAAGUCUACAAGACGACAACGAGAAGGAUUAUGAACCCGAUAAAUCUGCCGUCAGUCAAAUAUUCCGCUUGAUCAAAGGGAUGGUUGAACGGGACAUGGACGUGGAUUCCGACGCGGAAGACGACGACCAAGAAUUGUCCAUGGUUGAUAUCCGUGCUCGUGUGAUUGGUGCUGGAUUCACGGAAGUGCAGCUUAUGGACACCAUUUCACAGUACGAAGAUAUCGAUAUUUGGGCUCGCGUUGCUGGUGGAUCAAAAUUACGCUUUGCGAAUGCUUGAAGAUACUGACUCCAUUGCUCUCGUUGUAUUUAUCCUUCAUCGAUACCUGUACUUUACCCUUGUAUACCUGCAUGUCACAACUAUUCGAAUAGAAGAAUGUUUUUUUGCGCGCAA